AUGUAUGCGACUUUCCGGUGUCGUUAUCCUUACUUGCUUAGUGAGUGGACCAUGUCCAUGCAACGCGAACAGAGAGCGAAGGUGUUCGCGUCACUAUACGGGACGCGUCUUGCCUACAUUUGGGUGCUCAGCUUCGCCUCGCCUAUGUUAAGUGCAAUCAAAAUUCCGCUUUGGGAAAGCGAAUUCUCAGAAAUUACGCUGGAAGGUGUGAUUCGCCCAUUCAAUGACUGUGUAGAACCUAUUCAGGGAACUGUACAGACACGGUUCUGUGGCAUGCUGGUGUCUGCCGCAGACCUCGGCUAUAGCACUUUGGAAGUGUCGAAGAGCCAGUUAAUAAGCUUGAAUGGAACUUCGAGGCGACCAUCUCUCUGUAUCUUCUGA
This is a messenger RNA of Xylona heveae TC161, 381 nucleotides long. RefSeq lists its product as hypothetical. NCBI's taxonomy places the organism in Eukaryota, Fungi, Ascomycota, Xylonomycetes, Xylonales, Xylonaceae. The record is from RefSeq and is a predicted model, not a curated record. Bases 1 to 381 code for a protein of 126 amino acids. The transcript has 5 exons.